Molecule: messenger RNA, 3420 nt
Organism: Bipolaris zeicola 26-R-13
Lineage: Eukaryota; Fungi; Ascomycota; Dothideomycetes; Pleosporales; Pleosporaceae
Exons: 12
Coding region: 1-3420 (1139 amino acids)
Biological process (GO): protein phosphorylation
Molecular function (GO): ATP binding; protein kinase activity
Source: RefSeq, a predicted model, not a curated record
AUGUCGAAUAAGCUGUUGCCGAUAAAAGAGGAUGCAGAGCUCAAGGGGCAUAUCACAAGGUUUGCUCGCAAGACAUUCAAGCAUGGCUUGCACAGAGCGGCAGCGAAAGAAUGGUAUAAUCUCCAGAGACUUUCCAAGGAAGAAGACCAUCCGCACCUUAUGGUGGCUUUGGGAGCGUAUUGGCACAGCAGUCACUUUUUUAUCCUCCAGGAAGAAGCAGAGCAAUCACUUCACGAUUAUCUCAAAGAUCCAAGCAACGCAUUUGAGUCCCAAGAGCUUUGGACGCAGAUGCAGGGCAUUGCUGAAGGACUGAGCACGCUCCACAAGCUUUACAAAGGCACAAAGAUCGCCUACCAUCAGGACUUGAAACCUGAAAACAUUCUAACCGUGAAGAGGAAACUAAAUAUUGCAGACUUUGGCCUACUGGAGCUGAAGCCUAUAACAUUGCCUGGCGAUACCGACAUGACCGGCAUUCCGAACAAUCACGUUACUGGAUGUAUCAUGUCUGAAGUUGCGACUUGUGACAUCCAAGGCACACAGGGAGCCAGCGACUACAAAAACGCUCGCAUAGCCGAUGGACCAUCCGGCAGAGGCCCUCAACGCUUCUUCCGUGGACAACAAGUCAAGGACGCGGUGGUACGCAUGCAUACUCAGCUCUAUGACCAUGUUCAAUCUGUCAUACCGACCAACGGCGACUUGAACAUGCAAUUUCAGAGAACCUUUUAUAGUAAAGAGUUCUUUGGACUCUUGAAUAGAAUGUUCAAGCGGAAUCGCUCUUCUGCUGAUCUACUGGAUAUCCCAGGUGAGGAAAUACCUCUCAAUGCAGCGCAAGUUGCCGAAAUACUCAAGGAAUUACGCGUAGAAGGUUUACCAGCAACUUUGGUAGACAAUGGGGUUAAACAUCUCAACUUUGACCAAUCUCUCCAGGACGCGGAGCGGUUGGAACUUUUAAUGGGGGAAUGUCUGAUAGGAUUUGCCGAAAUCUUGAAUGGAAGAAAUCGAGCAAGAUUUCCUGCUAUAACUGUGAAUAAUCUCAAGCAAUACGUUGUUAAUUUACAGCACACGCAGCACGCAGAGCGUCAACAACAAGGCCUUGUCCGUGUGGACCCAUUUCUCAAGAGGUUCGGCGAGUUUGGCGAGCUUGUUGCAACACUACCUAGGAGUCAAGAAAUCAUGGGAUUCAUUUGGGGACCCGUAAAAUUCUUGCUCGAAACAACAAACACCUGCAUGGACGCUUUCAAUGGUAUUCUCGCUAUCUAUGGACAGAUUGGAAGAGCUCAGCUGUCCUUGUCCACGUAUAAAGAAUUGUUCCAGAGUGAGCCAAGCCUGACUGAGAUCUUAAUCGCCGCAUACAGUGAAAUCAUCCAAGUCAAUCGAUUGCUCGUCAGCUACUUUCAACAGCGCUUCUGGACAGAGCUUUUUGCUACGGCAUGGAAGCGGCAUAAAUCUAGUCUCACGGCCAUCAUAUCCCGCAUGAUGUCUCGCCUCAAGCUUGUUGAUGGCCGGACAAGUGUAGAUCAAUUUCACUCAUUUGGAAUCAAUUCCCCACACGAAGAGGAGGCCAUGAAUGACGCAAGUGAUGGCCAAAACUUGGUUCGCAGAUAUGCUGUCUAUGCAUGGAUUAAACCUACCGACAUGGAAAAUGAACAAGAGUACCUGAGGCGUAUUCGCGUUGCAUACCCAGGGACCUGCAGGUGGUUGUUACACAAUAUGGCCUUUCAAGAGUGGUUCGGUGAACAGUCCGACACAUUGGCUAUCCCAAAAGUAUUGUGGCUCAAUGGAAAACCUGGUUCUGGUAAGACGGUCCUUGCAUCCCUUGUUAUAAAAGAAGCGAAAAAGCUUGAGUCAAGUCCAAAGGUCUUGUUCUUCUACUUCAAACAAGAGGAUAGCGACCGAAACAACUUCCUUUCCUUGGCUCGUACUCUGCUUGCCCAAAUUGUCGAAAAAACCCCUCACACUCUCGACUACUUUUACAGCAGAUGUUGUAGUAGUGGAAGCGCUGUGCUCACUUCUCGCCCCCUCAUUGAAGAGUUGUUGAAAUUCGCUUUGACCAGUUGUGAGUCUACCUACUUCGAAAGAGGAGACAUCGUGAGCUGGUUUCGGUACCUUGUCGAGAAUGGUCAUCCAGAGGAUCGCGAUGGUAUUCAUUGUAUGUUCAUCAGCCAACAUCACUGCGCCCGAAAGGACUAUCGCGAUCUUCCUAGUAUCACAGCGGACACAGGCAAAAAUGAGGAAGAUGUCGAAGCUUUCUGCAAGGUACAAGCCGAAAGACUGGUCCCGAAAUUUCAAGUCGAAGAAGACUACACGCACGAGAUCGCCCAACGCGUUUCUGCAGCAGAUGCAGGAGUCUUCCUAUUUGCUCAUCUUGUUUGGAUCAAUAUCCACAGCCAGAGCUCGCAAGAAAACCUGGACCGUGAGAUGGAGACCUUUGAAACUGAUCUGAAUAACCUAGACAAGGCUCGAAUUAUGCGGACCAUCGAAAACAAACCUGUUACCCCCCAACGCCAGGAGGCUUUACUACUUCUUGGCUGGCUUGUUUGUGCAAAGCGAUCGUUGAAAAUGCAUGAGACACAAACAAUGAGGUCAUUUAAUGUAGAUGAAAGGGCUGUUGGGUUCGAACGGGGACAAUUUCGAGUUCAUCCCAAGGACCUUUGUGAAUCGCUGGUGGAUGUUCAAGAAGAUGGGAGCAUUGAGCUGGUUCACAUGACUGCAAGAAUGUAUCUAGCGAAGAGUGGCUUUAUCGACGUCACCGCUAGAGCGCUCCAGAUGGCAACGCUCUGCAUUGACUACUUGAAUUUGCCAUCGUUUCAGGACCCUUCAGAAAACCAGGUUCUCGCUAGAGAGUAUGGGUUUAUGGAGUACUCCAUUCUGUAUUGGCUUCGGCAUUUGGAGGCAAGCAUGAGCUCAGCUCCUCCCGAUCAGUUUAAUCCCUAUCGCGACCUCAUGGAGUCCCUUGAAGUGAUGGUUGAGCAAUACAGGAACAAGCCAGCUGUCAGCGUUGCAUCACAUUUCAACCAUCGCCAAAGCUUUGCAAAACUCCAGCCAGCACUUGUCUUGACUGAUAAAGAACCGAAGCAUUUCGGCGACGUGCGUCUCGAGGAACGUGCUCUUAAAUUCGCGGGCGUUGUGAAGGCUGUCCGUCGCUGUAUCGAGACCUAUGUUAGUCACAGCCCGAAUCCCGACAUGGCUGGACUCAGCGACAUGUACAGUUGCAAUCUGUUCAGGUGCCCGAGAUUUAGCUGUAGAUACUCCACGAACGGAUUCUCGACGUUGGAGGAGCGCGAGAAAUAUGUCGAACGACACGAGCGCCCAUCUCGUUGCACAGACGAACAUUGCAGGGGCUCUCAAAUAGGGUUCGCGACGCAGGCACAACUAACUAGACAGCUCAAGGAGAAUCACCCGGACAUGACGGAGCUUUAG